Chlamydomonas reinhardtii is the source of this 2908-nucleotide messenger RNA. RefSeq lists its product as uncharacterized. Gene Ontology annotation, biological process: DNA repair; replication fork processing. Gene Ontology annotation, molecular function: zinc ion binding; nucleic acid binding; endonuclease activity. Bases 62 to 2428 code for a protein of 788 amino acids. Gene Ontology annotation, cellular component: nuclear replication fork. Lineage: Eukaryota; Viridiplantae; Chlorophyta; Chlorophyceae; Chlamydomonadales; Chlamydomonadaceae. The record is from RefSeq and is a predicted model, not a curated record. The transcript has 4 exons.
CAACUUGGGCACAGCAGGCGGGAUUGGGGUUGGAUGGGAGGGUAAACCGGCAGCGUCAGAAAUGCACGAAAGUUCUGCCCCAAUGGCCAUCCGCGCCACCUCCCGCGACUACCUGGCCAAGCGCCGCACAGUGGCGGAGCGCCUGGCGCCGCGCCUGGCCCGCCCCGGCUACGCCGCGCCGCUGGAGCGGCUGCUGCGUCAGGCCACGGAGGGGCUGGCCUGGCAGGCGGACCACAUCACGCCCGUGUACGCGGGAGGCGGGCUGUGCGACGUGGACAACAUGCGCACGCUGUGCGUGGCGUGCCACGCGGACGUGACCAAGGCGCAGUGCAAGGCGCGUGCGGCGGAGCGCAUGCAGCGGCGGCUGGGCACACGCGACAUACGCAGCUUCUGGACCACAGCAGGCACAGCAGGUGGGGCCGCUGCUGCGCCCGCCCACCAGCGCCGCCGCGCCGCGGGCAGCCGCCAGCCCGUGUACCUGGACACCACUGAUGACGACACAGACGCCGCCGCCUCCCAGCCCGCCACCCAGCCCAACUCCCAGUCGCCACCGGCGCCCUCGCUGCCGCCGGCACAGCAGCAGCAGCAGCAGCAGCGGCAGCAGCAGCAGCAGCAGCAGCUGCCUGCUGCUUCGAAGGGCUCAGCCGCAGGCAGCGGAAAGGUGAGGGGCGGGGCUGCAGCAGGCACAGCGGCACCGGCAGCCGCCGGGACCAAGGCCGGGAGCAAAGCUGGGUGCAAAGCCGCACCCGGAUCCGCUACUGCUGGCGGUGGCGGCGGCGGCGGCGGCGGAGGUGGCGGAAGUAACGCCGCGAAGCGCAAGGCUGCCGAGGCCUCGGCGCCCGCGGCAGCAGUCGCCAACAAGCGGCAACGCGGCAGGCCGCCGGUGGCGCCGCGGGCGGUGACGUUCAUCGAUGACGACGACGAGGAUGACAACGUGUGGGAGUUCCAGAUCCUGGACGAAACCGAGAAGCAGGAGCAGGAGCAGGGGCAGCAGCGGCAGGAGCAGGCGCAGGGCCGCGGGCCUGCGGACGCUAGGCAGGGGCAGCAGGCGGGCGCUGGCUCCGAAGGUUUGGUCGCGGCGUCAGCCCACCAGCCACAUCCGCGCGACCAGGCGCUCGCACCAGCUCCGCCGCAGUCGCUCGCUGGGGGCCGCCGCCGCCGCACCCCGCAUGCGGCUGAUGAGGACCACCCGCGGGCUGCUGCAGCGGGGCUCCGUGCCGGUUCAGAGCCGCACCCGCACCUCGACCCGCACCCGGAGCCGCACCCGCACCCGCACCCGCACCCCGACCCCGACCCCGACCCGCACCCGGGCGCGCCCUCGCUAUGGCAGCUGCUGGCGGAUGUGGUGGACCUGGCGGGAGACAGCGAGGAAGGCGAGGAGCAGGAGGAAGAGGGCGAGGACGGCGGAGGCGGUGGAGGCGGCGUUGCCGGUGGCGCCAGUGGCGCCGAUGGCGGGGAUGGCCAAGCAGCCGAGGGCGUUGCCGGCAGCGCUGGGGCCGAGCAGCUGGGUGCGGGGGGCGGCGGCGGUGAGGCCGGCGGCCUUCGCGGUUGCGGCUGCGGCGGUGGCGACUCGGAUGGCCCAGAGGUGUUGGCGCUGGAGCCGCGCCGCCCAGCAGCAGCAGCAGCAGCCGUCAGCGUCAGUGCGGCGCCGCCGGUGAUGUCCGGAGCGGGUGGUGCGGGCGGCGGCGGUGCGGAUGCAAGGAGUCAGCAGGCAGAGGUGCGCUCUCCGGCAGCAGCAGCACUGGCGGAGGCAGCAGGGCUGGGUGCAGCUGAUGAGCGCGGUACAGGCGCUGGGGUAUGGAGAGACGGUGAGGAGCAGGAGAAGGAGGAGGAGCCGAGUGCGGGACCCGCCCAGCCGUCGCAGCGGCAGCAGCUGUCUCCGGGUCGGUCCUGGGCGGGCCGGCUGCGAGACCGCGUGCAGGAGGGCCGGGUUGGAGCGGGGGGUGGUGGCGGCAGCCCCGGAGGAGCCGGCGCGAGGCAGGCCGCUGCGGCCUGCGCCACCGCUGGCGCUGGAGGCCAGCAGCAGUCGGUGGGAGCGCAGCAGGGGGAGGAGCAGCCCGCAGGCGAGAGCGCCAGCGGCUUGGGUGGAGGGUGCGGCGCGUGUGCGCUGCCGGCUGCAGCACCACCAGCGCGGGCGGCUCAGCAGCAGCAGGCGACGGGGUCACAGGCGGUGCAGAGGCCGUGGCCGCGGCCGCGAGGUGAGCAUGAGCGGGAGGGAGUGCUGGGGAGCAAGCCAGAGUCGUGCGGGCAGGAGGCGUGCGGGCAGGAGCCGCCACUCCGCCAUUUGGAGGUCGCAGCAUAUGCUGAUGCUGUUGCUGUUGCUGCAGAGGUGGCGGCAGCGGCGCCUGCAACCGCCGCCGCAGCUGCCCGAGCGGUGCCGGAACGGCGCAGUCGCUUGGCGCUUCGGAGCAAAAGACUCCCUAGCUAGGUCCAGAUAUUGACACGGUAUUGUCGUAAUUUCAUUGUACCGGGACGGCGGCACGCCGUGACGUUCUGCAGAAUGACUAUUUUGUUCUUACAGUGCCGCACGCGUGCCGCGUGUCAGAUACAACAAGAAAGGGGACCACGCAUCCGGACUCUGUUUGCAAUGCAACGCUGUGUUUGUGUGCUGCGCGUACGUAUGCAUGGUUGGUAGUGUUUGCAGCAGCGCACAGGGACCGCGAGAUGAGGUGGGUUGGGUGUAUGAGGUCAUGGGGUUGGAGGCUGAAAUACCGAAUGCGCGGAAGGACUGCGUGCGGGCUUAGGACACGCGCGCGCGGCACGCAAGUAUGGGCAGCGCUGCUGAUGGUUGACUGAUGUGCCCAGCUGUGGAACCAAGUAAGUAAAUGGUGCGGCCCCUGUUCGCGCCAGGUCCCCAGGCAAGGGAGGCAGGCCAUUGCGUAAGGCGCCCAGCAGAAGAAGCACACGC